Molecule: messenger RNA, 1807 nt
Organism: Neurospora tetraspora
Lineage: Eukaryota; Fungi; Ascomycota; Sordariomycetes; Sordariales; Sordariaceae
Product: heterokaryon incompatibility protein-domain-containing protein
Exons: 1
Coding region: 334-1674 (446 amino acids)
Source: RefSeq, a predicted model, not a curated record
UUGGGCAACCACGGCCUUUCUCAGCACCUCCCCGUUCUUGCCUACCAGUUCCAACAACUUUCAUGAUCCAAUCCUAGCUGGUAGCUGCACCUUCCGUGUGGUAAGGCACCCCGCGAGGCGGUUUUGUCAACCACCAAAAGAAGCGAAGCUCCUUCUGUCAACAAAGGAAUCUCUUCCUGUCAACAACCGAAACCAUCAGCUUUUCCUUGCUGCCAUUUACUCGCGACUUCAUUUCCACUAUUCACUUUCUGAUUCAUUGAUUCCUUUACUCUGUCAGCAAUCAUUGGUCAUCACACAUUGGCCCCAGCAAACUCGCGGUCCUUCAACAGUAUCAUGGCCCCAAUCUACACCACGCGUCUCGACAAUUCUCGAAAAGACAUUCGCUUACUCGAGCUUCUACCCGCCAACAGUCUUCAGGACCCCAUCCAAUGCAGACUGAACACAACUCAGCUGUCAAUAGAAACAGAGUACAUUGCCUUAUCGUACGUCUGGGGAGAUCCAACAGCCACCUCUCCCAUUACUGUCAACGGGUUGCCCUUCCAGGCGACUUACAACCUUUGUGCUGCUCUAAGACGCAUACGAUCUAAAUCCAACCUACCAACAACACUUUGGGUAGAUGCAAUAUGCAUCAACCAGUCCGACAACGACGAGAAGUCUGCUCAGGUCCCGCUGAUGAGAGACAUCUAUCACAAUGCCUCGCUUGUCACAAUUUGGCUGGGGGAAAGCGACAAGUUCACCGAUGAGGCAAUGGUUCUCGCUAGGCUUACUGCCUAUCUCCUAAAAUGUCCUGGAGCAAAGGGGAAAAGGCGAUAUCCUGCCGAUUAUAUUUUGAGUGUCGUUACCUCUGCUGUGUUCAAGAGCGACUUGCGAUUACUCGCACUUCGCAAAUUCUUCUCUCGACCCUGGUGGAGUCGUGUCUGGGUUGUUCGGGAAGUUAUCGUCUCCCGGCGUGCACACAUUAUAUGCGGAACGAAAGAGAUCCCCUGGAACGAUAUACGACUAGCCUUAAGAUGCUGGAUGGCCCUUCUGUCCUGGCCUGGUGGCUCUAAAGUUGUCAAAGAGAGGAAAGAAGAAUUUGAAUACAUGGUCUACACAACAAAAGUAGGGCUAUUUAUGAACUUAUCCUAUCAACGCGACCAGGUGGAUGAUCAUGUUGUUGAGAACAGGAUAGGAAGCUUUCCAGGGCUCCAUAAUCGCAAUGAUGAGAUUACUGGAUUGGAAGGAACAAUUCUUGCAGGCCAUCAAUUUGAGUCAACCGAUCCAAGAGACAAAAUCUAUGCCUGGCUCGGUAUCUAUGAAAGAGAUGGCUUGACCAUAGUACCGGAUUACAACGCAAGCACAGCACAAGUCUAUGUCAGUGCGGUGAAAGCAAUCACCGAGUUAACAGGGUCUUUGUCGUUGGUUGCGCUUACUGGUGGGCUGGAUCAUUCCCAAGAUCCUCUUCCAGGUCUUCCAUCUUGGGCUCCGGACUUCAGGCAUGGUAACCAAAGGAAGUCUUCCUGGGGAGCUCUCAUGUGUUAUAACGCUUCAGCUUCAGAGAUGGCAAGAGCAGCCUUUUCGCCCGACGGCAAGGUACUUAGGGCGGAUACACUUCUGGUUGAUCACAUACAGCUUAUUGAUGCCGACCAGGGCGAGAAUGGUGGGUGGAAAGAGGGUUUAAAGCUAUGCCGGUGAAUGUAUCUUGUAUUGCAACACCGAGCACAUUCACCUAUUUCAGCUGCGAUGGGUGCGAAGUGGCUUUCCGGUGAAUUUUUUACUGCUCUUGUUUGGCCUGCUCGAUUACCAUCUCUACAACCGGAUGAUGAUC